This is a messenger RNA of Uranotaenia lowii, 6504 nucleotides long. It is a transcript of the gene stx, whose product is annotated as midnolin homolog. NCBI's taxonomy places the organism in Eukaryota, Metazoa, Arthropoda, Insecta, Diptera, Culicidae. The transcript is spliced from 4 exons. Bases 1228 to 4176 code for a protein of 982 amino acids. Gene Ontology annotation, molecular function: protein binding. Gene Ontology annotation, cellular component: nucleus. The record is from RefSeq and is a predicted model, not a curated record.
AGUCGUAAGCGAGCGGAACAGCAGCAGCAGAACAGAGCAGACGAAACCCUUUCUGGACAGUGAACCCCUGGAAUUUCACCAAUCGGUUACCGCACACACCGCACCACCAAUCUUUUCCGGGGAAAACAUACCAGAAGUGUACAGUGAAUUGAAGAGUUAGUGAGUGAGUGGUGUGUCUGUGUCUAUCUACGUCUCUGUGCGUGUGGAGGAGGUUACAUGACUUAGCUUUGGCUGGUUGCUGCGUGUCUGCUACCAGGCGGUGUGAGUCUGUGUGUGUUCCUGCUACGUCUGCUGUACGUCGGCAGCUCCAGAUAAUAAAUUCGGUGUGUGACCGACUCCGUCGAUUCGUGGUGUCGUCCACCCUCUCCUCCCACCGUCGUCUUGGUUCUGCUGACGCGAGUGGCGAUCACGGUGCUGACCGUAUUCGUCCGGUGUGUGUGACCACGCGCGUUCCGCCUCCGUCUCUACCGUAUUGUGUCGCGCCCAUCCGCCUUCGCCACGGCUCGGACAGAAUAGUGUCGUUUGAAGAUACCGUGACCGAGCGACGAGUGCAUACAUAUGUACCGAGCAGCAGCGCCUAGAUUUGCGUGAGGUGUGUUUCGGGUGCUUACGCGAAAUAGCACUGCCGCGAGCUCGCCUGCUUGCUUGCUGUACACGGUCCGUUUCGUGUCGAAGCCUUUUGGUGAAAUUACUUCUUCACUUAUGUAAUUUUCACCAGCCAGUGAUUACAGUUCGAUAGUGUGAUUUUUCUGUUUCCCUGGAAUCGAGUUAAACUUGGGUGUGAGUCCACAGGGACGACGGAUAAAACCCCUUCAGCAGAAGACCUCAUAGGUCGGCAGCUCUCCCUUGGACGAAGCAAUCUUUUUAUGGUUGGGAAGAAAAAAGCCCCUCCGUUAGGCGUGGUGUACCUUCUCCAAGGCAUUGUGAAGCAGCCAGUGUAUUAGUGUUGGUGUUGAUGGCAGCGAAAAUAUUGAAGCAGAGCUGGGGAGUCAAGUGAAGCCCCAUCCGCCAUCGGUGAUAAGAUUUUCUAAAGCCAACUAGCGAGCGAAGCCUAUUUUCUCUCGUGCAGGUGCAGCUUUAAGAAGAUUGAAAAGCUCAUGCUAUAGUGCAAGUGUCUCAAGUGUGACUCCCCGAGCAUAUUCCCACAGAAGUGAUUAUUCGAAAGUGGAUUGUUAUAACCGCAAUACCCCUCAUCCAAUACCCAGUUGCCCCCGCACAGCCAGAACAAUGGAUAAAUCCGGCGGCGGAGGAGGAGAUCCGCGUGACGCUGGACCGUCAUCAUCCAGCGCGUCGUCGUCGUCGCCUUCGACAUCUUCAACAUCGUCGUCGGCCUCCGGCAGCAGCAGCAGUUCGACGGUUCCGCUAGGGUGUGGCACCGGAUCCGGUUCCAGCCUAGCAGCAAGUGCAGCAACACCCAUCAAUGCCAUCACUCUGAACGUUACCACCACAACCGGAGGCAGCUUUUCCAUUGUCGUCGACGGGGAAAACUCGGUGGAAAACCUCAAGAAAAUUAUAUCGAAAAAGCUGAAAGUUUCCAAGGACCGAAUAUGUUUGCUGCAUCGCGAGAGAGAGCUGCACGAUGGAUCACUCAGAGAUAAUGGACUGAUGGACGGAUCUAAGUUGAUCCUCACGCCGAACGUCGAAACGGGAUUAUUGGCGCAACGUGCCGAGAAUACUGUCAUGCAGGCACUGGAGUCGCUGAAUGACAACCAAGUGAACGAUUUUUUGAGCGGGAAGUCGCCUCUUAAUUUGAGCGUUCGUCUGGGAGAUCACAUGAUGCUGAUUCAGCUGCAGCUGAGCACACUGAAUCCUUCAUCUCAAAGUUCGGGUAGCCGGUCAAAAAAUCACAAAAGCCGAGCUGCUAUUGGGACUUCCCUGACUGGAUCCAGUGCAGGAUCAAGUUUGAUUCAAGCUUCUGCUGCAUCUUCAUCUCGCAGUCAUAGCAGCAGAUCAGUCCCAAUAACAGGUUUCCGAAGAGUGACUACAACUGAGAGCACCACAACCCGCCCAAUCAUGCAGCACGUCAGUGAGGCCCAGACAUUGACAAAACAGGAGAUCGAAAGCAUCCAUAGCAUAGUGAAAAAUCUAGCCGAAAGUGAUAACCCAACGAUGGCAUCCACAAGUUCAGUUCAAUUCCCUGCUGUGCAGACUGAAUCCGCACCCAAGCCAGCAGCCUCGGAAUCACCCAUAAAAUCCCUAUCCAAUCUAGUAUCUAGCUCGAUCGAUUCAAACAUUCCUCAAGGAUGCAGCAGCAAUAACAACAGCCUGCCAGUUGGCCCAGCUUCACCCUGUUCGGAUCCCAUUACUGCAAAGCUCACCUCCUGUCUUUGCAAGCGGUUAGACGGCAACGACAAUAGUUCGUGCGAUUCCGAUUGCAGCACCCGCGAUCCCGAGCCUCAACCCUCAACUUCAACGGCCAACCUGCAUCGGACAGCCCACAAUCCCAUAUCGCGUCACAAGACAAAAAUACAAACUCUCAAAAAGCACCUUAGCUUCGACAGUUCUACCUUAGCAAAAACCGAUCCCGAUACAGUGCAACCCAUCGCUACGACCUCGGUACCUUCUUCUCCACAGCGUCCCGAACAAGUUCUACCCCAACUCUAUCCCCAAUACCUGAGAGCUCAACCUCAACCCGGCCCUAGUAAUCCCACGAAACCAGCCUCCAACAUAACCGACCCCAAUAACUUCGAAAAUCCAGCCCUAGCCGAAGCAUCCCGGAACCUUACCCAAACCCUGCGCAAACUCUCCAAACGAGUCUUCACCAACAAGGUGGGUGACGUGUCCCAGGAAACCGCCCGAAAUGUCAGCUCCGGGGCCGUCAUCGAGUCCAUGAAACACCACGGCAAAGGCAUCUACUCCGGUACCUUCUCCGGAACCCUGAACCCAGCCCUGCAGGACAAAUUCGGUCGACCCAAGCGGGACAUCUCAACAAUCAUCCACAUCCUGAACGACCUGCUUAGCGCGGCUCCACAGUGCGCUCGAUCCGGAACCAAGAUCUACUUCGAACCAUCGACCUCUUCAGCGGCUGCAGGUGGCAGCAGCUCGACAACAACGGUAGCAUCGACUUCCACCGCUGCUGGCAGUACCAGUUCGCAUCCGGGAUCGGCCUUGAUAAGCUCCGGUAGCAGCAGUUUGGUGGCUCAAACGAGUUCAGCCGCCGGUUCACACGUUACGGCCGCGGGCGGCAGUAACAGCACCGGUAGCAACGUUCAGGCUGCCGCUGUCAUGGCACCCUCCUCAUCCGCUACCUUCACCACACCGAUGGCGGCUCCCAGUCCGCGGCUGGUUUCCAGAUGUAUUCCUACUCCUAUCUACACCAAAAAGUACCCGGGCAACGGAAGCUCGGCCAUUGCAGCAUCUGGUGUGGUUCCAAAUAAUGCUGGCCACGGAUGUCUCACCUGCAAAACUCUGUUGGAGUCGGCGGCCGCCACCGGCCAGCCGUCGACCUCGUACAUCCGCUGCCAUCAUCAACACCACCACCAUCAUCAUCACCACUAUCAGCAACAACAGCAGCAGCAGCAAUCGCUACAGCAACAUAAGGUUGCGGUUUCGAAGGUUCUCUGCCGUUGUGGCCACUCGUUGACCACCGUUCCAGGGCAAACGCAACCGCUGCAAUGCCAACGCUGUGCGGCCAUCAGUGCCGCCGAGUUGGAAAACUCCAAAACCAAAUCCAAGCUGGAUAGCUUGCGGUUGAUAAUGCAACAGAAGAAGGAACGCCGCGAGGCCCGCAAACAAAAGACCGCUCCCUACACGGUACCCUCAGCGGCCUCCGUCUCAACACCGCCGCCCUCGACGGCAUCUUUAGCCGCCCCGGCAAUGGUGGCAUCGAUUCCUCGUACCCUGCUGAUGACGGGCAAUCCAGGCAGCAGCGCCAUGAUUGUCGACGAAGAAGAGGUCACGGCGGCGGCUUGUUCGUCUUCAUCUGAGACGAGUCCGGCGACGACGUCCACAAGUCAGGCGGCCAGCGGCAGCACUUCAUCAUCGGAAUCCAGUGGCGAUGGCAGCAGCACCAACACUAACACUAGCACCGCGAGCAGCACCAGCAACAAUCCGGCCACGGCAACUGCGACGGCUACUACCACUACAGCGACAGCAGCAGCCGCCGCAGCUACUGCAACAUCGACGGAAGCGGCCCAAAGCCACCAGAUCGUGGAGGAGGUUGAUACGGUAGCAUAAGUGAGUUAUCCGGGAGCGAGACAGCAUUAGCGCUACAUAAGUUUAGAAGACACCAACACCACGCCUGGCACUGUACAGGUUAUGUUGCGAGUUAGCCGCUUCAAGAAAUGGAACAAGUGUAUUGCCCCUCCAUUGAAAUGUUGCAUGAAUACGGACGGAGAGAAUUGCGGGUAGGCACUCACUCUCAUUCGGCUCUCACGGCAAAGUGAGGGCGAGAGCAAAAAAUUGCGAAGCUUGUGAGAGAAUUGUCUUUUUGCAGAGACACCUGGUGGUGAGCUCAUUUUUGAUUUGAAAUAUUUCCAACUUCUGAACCAAUUGGAAUGGAAUUAGUAGGAAAAUUAAAUAAAUUUACACGAAUAAGCAUUCAAAUUUUUUAAGAUGUGUGCCCGUGUCUCUCCGAAGGUUCUUGCACAAAUCAAAUGGUGGACUUUUGAGUAUAGACAACCAUAAUUUAAUGACAUAAAAUUCGAUUGUAAUUAUAUUGCAGAAAACAAACGAAAUCAUCAGAAAGAAAUCGGUUUAAUUACUAGCGGGUGAACAAUUUUGUACAAACACGAAUCUUAGUCAAAAGAAUUGAACAAAAAAAAAUAACUAACAAAAUAAAAUUAUUCAAUAACUUUACAAUUAUAUAGCAAAACAAAUGGUAAACAAACAAACAUAAAAGUAACAAACAGCUUACGAAAUACGCGACAGCUGUAGCAUAUUAUGAAAGAUCCCUCAUGCUAUGAUUAUAAAAAAUAACAAAAAUCUAUCUUGAUAACUAUUACUCGAUAUAAUCAGCUAGCUAUAAAAUAUCGUACACGCUAUAAAAAAAAUCCAAACGUAGUUUGAUAGGGAAAAUUCCAGCUGCAGCAGUAAAACUAUAAGAGCUCGUUUCACCGAUAAUGAAACAAAUCAAUGAGAAAGAAAAAAAACAGUAAUUUGUAAGGAUCACAAAAUCCACAUUGAAUAGGAAAAUUGAAAUGAUCUCCUGAACAAAAACAAAUUGUUGAAAAAAAACUCAGCUUAUAAUCCGCCUAUUUCGAGCCAGUUUCAUACCGUUCAAUUCCUGGAACGAUUUUGAGCUGGAACACCGAUAAAAUUUUACUGAACUAACAAUAAAAAAAAAGAAUAUCUAGCCAAUUCUGUACUAAUCGAAUCAAGGAAAAACAAAAAUUUGAUAUGAAUAGAACAAAAAUUAACAAAAUUUAUAACAAUUCGGUACUCUGGUACAUUUAUUGUAUUAACCCUUUUCCUUAAGAUUUAGCAACUACCUAACAACUUUUGUCGUCCGGAAGCUGACUUUAGUAUGUGAUAUUUUAUUCCGUUGUUUUCUUUCCGCACUAUAAAAUGACAAAAAGUUAUGCGUUACAUAAAUUCACACGUUUUCUUCGUUUUGUUUGCUUUUGCUGCACUUAUUUUCUAAAAUAAAUUGUUUUUUUUUUCCUUUAAAAGUGCUCUGUUUUCAAACCCUCUCACCCUUCAAUUGGUUGAAGUUUGUUCGUUCCUUUUACUUUGUUGUUUACUAACUUACUCUUUAUUGGGCGUCGUUUGCUUUAACAUUAUGCUUAAGUAAAUCUAAUUAGUCGCAUAAGUAGCAAAAACAAAACAAAAAUACAAAAUUCAAACGAGAAAGAUAAAAAUCCAACAAACCAAUCAACCUAUCCGACGAGUAAAAUGUGUUCAAAUUAUGUUUUGCAAUAAAUUUAGUAAUGUAAAAACAAAUCUUGGUAAGUUUUGAGAACCUGAUAAACGAAAUGAAUGGAUAAGGGGAACAAUUUGAAUCAAACGUUAGAGUCGCGUGUUUAUGUUUUGGUUUGCCUUCGUUAUUUUCCAUUGAUGGCAAACAAAACUCUUUCGUUUUGGUCAUCCUAAAUGAUCCUUUCUGAUAGCUGCAUAGAGUACAUACAAAAAACUUGCAUACAAGUUUAAUAGCAUAAAAGGUGAAUAAAUCUUUCGUAGGACGGAAAAGGCGAAUGAGAAGAUGGAAAAAAUAAGAAAGCAAAAUAAAAUAAAACUUUAUCAAAACAGCGGUAUCGGUAGCUAAGUAAGUAAAUAAUCAGAUAAAUAGAAACAAAUACACAAGCAUAGAACAAACGCGUAUAACAAAAAUAAUUGACAACUUGUCCCAAAACAAAAAAAACUAUUCUGAAUAAAUAAAAAAAACAAUAGUCAUUGACGCUGGGAUUUGUUUCAUUAUAACAGAAAUACUUAGCUGUCUGUCUAGAGUGUACUCAAUCCCAAUUCCAAAGUGAAGAAGAAGAAACAAGUACUACAAACAACUGUUUGCGUAACACACACUGAUGAAUCGUAUCGGGAUCAAUAAACAACCAUAAUAUUGCAACCCAA